Morone saxatilis (striped sea-bass) is the source of this 759-nucleotide messenger RNA. It is a transcript of the gene lim2.1, whose product is annotated as lens intrinsic membrane protein 2.1. Gene Ontology annotation, cellular component: plasma membrane. The record is from RefSeq and is a predicted model, not a curated record. Gene Ontology annotation, molecular function: structural constituent of eye lens. NCBI's taxonomy places the organism in Eukaryota, Metazoa, Chordata, Actinopteri, Moronidae.
AUGAACAUGCACAGUACUGGGCAGGAGCAUUUCACUUCUUCUUCCAAUGUCCUCAGCAGAUGAGGCAGCAGUUUUCAGUUUUUUUUCUUGCUCACUUGGAAGAAGCAAAUGACCAGCAAGAACUCAAUUAGCAACAUGUCCCUUUCGGCUGGGGGUCCGAGUCGCUGCUUGUUCAGCCGCAUCAGAGAUCAAGCCAGCCUAAGUGAAGUGACAGCAAGCAAGAGAAAAGGGUGCAGGAUGUACAGCUUUAUGGGUGGAGGGUUGUUUUGUGCAGGCGUGGGGAACAUCCUCCUGAUCGUUUCCACAGCAACCGAUUACUGGAUGCAGUAUCGGCAGUCCAGCAACUACAUGCACCAGGGCCUGUGGCGCUACUGUAUGCCGGGGAAGUGCUUCCCACACAACGACAGCAUUGCCCACUUAGACGCCACCCGUGCUCUCAUGAUCCUCUCUCUUUUGGCCUGUUUCAUUGGCAUCAUCAUUGGCAUUAUGGCCUUCAUCCACUACUCCUCCUUUGACAGGUUUGACAAAACCUUUGCUGCAGGCAUAUUGUUUUUCAUCUCAUGCUUUUUAGUGUUUCUAGCGAUGGCAGUGUACACUGGUGUGACUAUUAACUACUAUGGGAAACGCUAUGGAAACUGGAGGUUCUCCUGGUCCUAUAUCAUUGGCUGGGUGUCAGUGGUGCUCACCUUCUUUUCAGGUAUCUUCUAUAUGUGUGCCUAUCGGAUGCAUGAAUGCCCCAGGAGUGCUAACUCUCAUUAG